This is a messenger RNA of Pistacia vera, 4731 nucleotides long. RefSeq names its product increased DNA methylation 1. The record is from RefSeq and is a predicted model, not a curated record. Gene Ontology annotation, molecular function: acyltransferase activity, transferring groups other than amino-acyl groups. The coding region runs from base 497 to 4699 and encodes 1400 amino acids. The transcript has 9 exons. NCBI's taxonomy places the organism in Eukaryota, Viridiplantae, Streptophyta, Magnoliopsida, Sapindales, Anacardiaceae.
GAGGAGAGGAGAUGAGAUGUAGAGAGAGAAAGUUGUUUUAGAGAGAGAGAGAGUUACAUGACAUCUGUUGUACUAGGGAGCACUAUUCGGGUUUUUAACAAUCCCUCUCUCUUUACUUACUGGUGGGGCUUUGUUCUUUAGUUGAGGUGAUGAAGCCAAAGAGACCCUCAUUUUCUGCUCUCUCUCUUUUUCAAACUAAACCAAACCAAACCGCUUUCAAACCCUAGUUCUAGAUUCUUUAUUCAUUCUCUAAUCUCUUUGCAUGUUGAUUGCUACAUGCAUUACAAUGAUCUGUAGCAUUCAAUAGAUGUCUUAAAUGGUAAAGUUGAUUUCCUUUCAAUGCAUUGACUUAUCAAGUAAGUUAUUUAAUACUUGCAACAUAAUUGAUGGCAGAUGGAAUUUAAUAUGCAUGGCCGGACCCAAGUCAUGUUGGUAGUUAUUUGUAGAGCAUAGUUAGAUUCUGUAUUUCUAGUGAGACUGCUCUUAGUUGGUAGAGAUGUCCUUCGGAACAUCACUUGAAGAUUUCUCUGAUGAUGGUUUUGAGGGAUCACAUGAUGAGCACCAUAUUUUCUCGGAGAUCUUCUUCGGAAAUGGCACUGUUGCCACAAGUAAGAGGUGUCUUGUUACUGGACUCAUUAACUUUGAACAUGACAACAUUAAGAAUAGAGAUACAUCAUUAUGUUCUAAUAGUGAAAAUUCAUCAGUGACAACACAGUCUUCUUCUAAAAGUUUGUUUGUGGAGAAUUCUUAUUAUGCAAAUGAAAAUUCUGGAGGGGCUUCAGGAUCAAGGUGUUUUCUGGAAAGAUCUGCUUUGGGAGAAAUGGAUGACCAGAAUUUGAGUGUCAAGCGAAUGAAGUUUUCAGUUGAUGAACCUGAAAUGAGAAUGGUUUUGAAUUCAACAUCAAUAGAAAAAGUUACUGGCUCUUCCUGUCCAGCUACAGACUCGGUGUGUCAAGUGGUUAAGCUCCAUUUAGUUGAAUCAUCUAGUCAAGGUGUUACAUCUAGUUGCUAUUUGUCAAAGAUACAUGGAGAAAGAGGUGGCGAGGCAAGUGACCCAGGUGUUACAAAGCAUGAAUUGCCAAGCUUAGAUGGGCAUGUUGUAAAGGAAGUGGUUAUAGGUAAAGCUAUUGCGUCACCUACUUCCCAGGAGAGUUUUGCAACCAGGCUCGUGGUGGCAAGUCCAUCUAUCACUGUUGCUGAGAAAUCUGAAUCUGCUCUACAUGUUGUAGAAACAGCCAAUGAAUACGAUUCAUUAGGAUUGGGUGUAUCUGAUGUUUCAUUGAAGCUUGAUCCCAAGACAGAUCCACGACGUCUUCUUCAGAAUCAUAUUGUUCGCUUAUUUACGAUUGCGGGCUGGGGUAUUGAGACGUGUAAAAGACCUAGUAGGAAAUAUACAGAUAGAGUUUACAGAUCACCGGAGGGGAAGUUAUUUCAUGAAUUCCCUAAAGCUUGGAGAGUGUGUGGUCAGACUUUAUAUGCUGACAGAUACAAUUUGGUGCAGGAAGAUGAGGGUAAGGAAUGGACUGAUAUUAAUAAUUUCUAUACUGAUUUAUUAGAGACAUUAACAAAUAUUGAGAAAGAAAUGAAUCACUCAGAUCUUGCUGACACAUUGGCUCAUCGUUGGAAUCUUUUAGAUCCCUUUGUCUUUGUUAUAUUUGUCGAUAGAAAGAUUGGUUCACUUAGGAAGGGAGAUGUCGUUAAAGCAGCACGAAAUGUACUAGUUGACAAGAGUGAAAAAGAUGAGGCUGUUUUGGCCCUGGAAAAUGUAGAUUCUUUGGAAACUUGUUGUUUUCAGAGACAGGUGCCUGUUCGGUUUUAUGAUACUUCUCUGGACACUAAAGCUUUGCUGACUGUUUCUGAGGGAAGCUACCGUGCCUGUAAUGUGCUAUCUGGCAAUGGAAGUUUCUCAAAGUUUGAUGAACAGACAAAUGAAAUUGGAACUAAGUGUCUGAUGGGUUUAUCUAUCUAUAUGGCUGAUAAAGUAGGUAUGUAUGGGGUAGAUACCACCAAUGUAACAGGUAGUCAGGGUUUUGGUAUGUCUGGGAAGAAAAGUAGCAAUGAUAUGACUUCUUUUCCCCCUUGUGGAUCAGAUAGUACUUGUAUCCAAUCAGGUGGUUGCCUUUAUGAUGUUCCUGGUGCUUCUGAAGAUGUUAACAAUGUUGGGCGGUCCGAAUCUGCUUCACCUCAUCAAGACAGCAACACAAUUUCUCCUUGGGGUGAUAAUUUAAUUUCUGAACAUGAUGCAGAAGCACCCAAAGAAACUUUAGGAGAUGUGUCAAUGCAUUUGUGGAAGGGAAAAGAAAAAAUAUUUGAAAGCCAAGUUACUGAUAAGGUGGAAAGUCAUUUGAAGGGAUCUCCAGAUAACUGUCCACACCACAAAGAUGAUUGUGUGGUUCAUUCUGAUGAGGUUGAAAAAACGUCUAUUGAACUUGAUCCUUCUGCACAUGGUCCUGUAACUUCAGUUGACGAACAGCAGUCUGGACACAGUGAAGAUGAGGGUGAGAAGUGCCUUAAAGCUUCGGAGUUCAAAACAGAUGAUAAAUCCUCUGCAUCUGAUAGAGUGAAAAAGAAGACACGCAGGAAGUCUAGAAGGAUAUCUGAAAUAAAAUUGAGCUCACUCUACCGAAGUGAAAUUCUGGAUAUGCCUGUGGCUACUAAAACUGCACCACAGGACAUUGAUGCAAGUAGCACUCUAUUAGAGACAGAAGAACUUCAGGAUUACCUUGUUCUAAAUACAAGAAAUCAAGUUAGUUGCAAAGACACCAUGGCUUUUAGCCCAAACCAGUAUCAGACUGCCAAAAAAGGCUCAAAGUUUACAAAGAGUCAUCAGAGCUGUGGUGUUUCUAGAAAUGGACGGAAGAAACCAGUUGCAUGCGGAAUCAAAGAUGAUGACCUGCUAGUCUCAGCUAUUAUAAAAAACAAAGAGUACAGCCUAAAUAGUAGUAGAUCUUCUUCGAAAACAAAAGCCUGUAAAUCAAAAAGGUGGACGAAGCUCAAGAACAGAAAAGGUAGUUGCAGGUUGCUUCCCCGAACCCCAGGUAAGGGGGGUAAGCUUUUCAAGAAUGUUAUGUGGUUCAUGGAAGGUACAAGAACCAUUUUGUCCUGGAUGAUUGCUGCUGGUGUCAUAUCUCUCAAUGAUGUGAUCCAGUAUCGAAACCCGAAGGAUGAUGCUGUGAUAAAAGAUGGUCUAGUAACUAGUAAUGGAAUCAUCUGCAAGUGCUGUGAUGAUGUGCUUUCUGUUUCCCAAUUCAAGAUACAUGCUGGGUACAAGCCAAAUCGGCCAUGUUUAAAUCUUUUCAUGGAAUCUGGUAAGCCUUUCACUUUGUGUCAGCUGCAAGCAUGGUCAGCGGAAUACAAGAGUAGGAAAAGUGGAACUGGAACUGGAACGGUGGAAACUGAUGAAGAGGACAAAAAUGAUGAUUCAUGUGGACUCUGUGGUGAUGGGGGUGAGUUGAUUUGUUGUGAUAACUGCCCCUCUACUUUUCAUCUGGCUUGCUUGUCUAUUCAGGAGCUUCCUGCAGGCAGUUGGUAUUGCUCAAAUUGCACCUGUUGGAUAUGUGGGGAUUUGGUUGACGAUAAAGCAGCUUCAAGUUUUUUUGACGCAUUAAAAUGUUCUCAGUGCGAGCAUAAAUAUCACAAGGCAUGCCUGAGAGAUCAAAAUGUAUGCAAAGGAGUGGUUUCUGAUACUUGGUUUUGUGGAGGAAGCUGUCAGGAGGUUUAUUCAGGUCUUCAUUCUCAUGUUGGGAUCAUUAACCAUAUUGCUGAUGGCUUUUCUUGGACACUUCUUAGAUGCAUUCAUGAAGACCAAAAAGUUCACUCCGCUCAACGGUUUGCCCUGAAGGCUGAAUGCAACUCAAAAUUAGCCAUUGCUCUUACUAUUAUGGAGGAAUGCUUUCAGUCCAUGGUGGAUCCAAGAACAGGAAUAGACAUGUUACCCCAUCUCUUAUACAACUGGAGCUCAGAAUUUUCUCGCUUGAACUUUCAUGGAUUUUACUCAGUAGUCUUGGAAAAGGAUGAUGUUCUGAUAUCUGUGGCAUCAAUCAGAGUCCAUGGAUCAGCUGUUGCAGAGAUGCCACUUAUAGCUACCUGCAGCAAUUACCGCCGCAAGGGAAUGUGCAGACGCCUUAUGGCUGCCAUAGAAGAGAUGUUAAUAUCAUUCAAGGUGGAAAAGCUUGUCAUAUCAGCUAUUCCCAAUUUUGUUGACACAUGGACAGAGGGUUUUGGCUUUGAGCCAGUGGAGCCAGAGGAGAAGAAAGCUCUAAAGAAGAUUAACUUGAUGGUCUUUCCUGGAACGGUUCUUCUUAAAAAACCCUUGUAUGGAGAUCAUAAAGCAGAUGGACAAACCGGACCAACUGAAGUAGGUACUUGUGAUGACUUUGAGCCUAUUGAUGAGUCUGUGGACAAAGCUGGUGCCAAAACAAAAAUCCCUGAUAAUGUACAUCAAGUUGAUCGAAGCGAUGAAGUUAGAGGUGAAAUGCCAGAGGAGGGAAUGGAAUUCGAGAACAUGGAAGAAGAUGUAGAUGAAGAAAAGCAAUCUCAGGAACAAUUUUCAAAGGUGUCCUGGGAAGAAAAGGGUUCUACUUCUGGAGAAAACAUGGUUGAAAUGAAUUGUAUUGGUGAAACCUCAUGUAUGGAUGACAAGACACAGGUUUCUUUGGACAAACAGCCACAAGGAGCCUUUGAGUUGAAUGAGAAGUAGAAAUGAAAUGUAAAUAUUAGAAAUUGUUUUUA